UUUUAAUUCAAACUUUCCCCACUAAUCCAAAUUUCCAACUUCCUCCAUAUUUCCUAUUCAAAUUUCCAUUUAUCGUGUCGGGAAAAUUAAAAAGACAGACCCUUUCCAGUUUUUUUCAUCAUCACUCUGUUGUUGUGACAGGACGCGUCAAACAGUUACUGGGUCUCAAAAUUUUCCCACAAUCGAACACCGUUUCUUCAAAAUCUCUCACGCGGUAUAGAAUCAAAGCACAGGAAGCAGCUGCAAUUGGAGAAAUAAUAUUUGUGGAUCUCGAUCUCCCCAUUUGCCGUCUUCCAUGGCUAGACCUUCAUGGCUGGUAGACAGCAAUAGAAUUGCAACAAAAAUUAAGAGUGCAUCUGGAACAAGCAAUCCUCGAGGCAUUGAAUGGAAAAGCAACCCGAGCAAAAGUUGUCCGAAUUGCCAACAUAUAAUUGAUAACAGUGAUGUUGCUCAAGAGUGGCCAGGCUUACCUAGAGGUGUAAAAUUUGAUCCUUCUGAUCAAGAAAUUAUAUGGCAUCUGCUAGCCAAAGUUGGCAUUGGUGGUUCAAGGCCGCAUCCCUUCAUUGAUGAGUUUAUACCAACUGUUUUUGAAGAUGACGGCAUAUGUUAUACCCAUCCUCAAAAAUUACCAGGUGUUAAGCAAGAUGGCAGUGUAUCCCACUUCUUUCACAGAGCAAUCAAGGCAUACAAUACUGGGACUCGAAAGCGUAGGAAGAUUACGGAUGAUGAUUUUGGUGAUGUUCGCUGGCAUAAGACUGGAAAGACAAAACCAGUGGUCAUCGACGGGGUUCAAAAAGGGUGCAAGAAGAUCAUGGUUCUAUACAUGAGCUUUGCUAAAGGAGGUAGGGCUGAGAAAACCAAUUGGGUUAUGCACCAAUAUCACUUAGGGACAGAGGAAGAUGAGAGGGAUGGGGAAUAUGUCAUUUCCAAAAUAUUUCACCAGCAACAAAAUGUUAAGCCGGGUGAAGUCAUUGAACAGGAAGUCCCUGAAAUCAUUGAUACCAUAAAAGUCGAUCCCCGAACUCCGAAAUCUGCAACUCCAGAGCCUCCUCGCAUUGAAAGUAGAUCUGUGAAUGCCGAUCCAGAACAAGAUUCUGUUAUCACUUCCACUAGUGCCCUUGCUGAGGUUCCACCAGAAUUUGAGAACUCAGAUAAAAACGGUAUGAUCAAGCCAGAUGGUUGCUCCGGUGAAGUGAUUGACGAUAAUGACAAUCACAUCGAGGAAGAACCAAAAUGGUGGGAAGGAGAGUCACAGAACAUAUUAGAUUCCCAACAACUUGUAGAAGCAUUGUCUCUGUGUGACGAUCUCCUUCAGAGCCAGUCUCCCCAUAGGGAUGGGAAUUCUAACCAUGGCCCAUCGGGGAGCAAGUCUUGCUUUUCUGAAUAUGCAAAAUUAGGACCAGAGGAUCUAAAGAAGGAUCUAGAAGAGUGCCAAAAUCUUGUCCUUGAUCCUUCAAACAUCGAUCUUGACACACCUCCAGAGUUCCGACUUAGCCAGCUUGAUUUCGGUUCGCAAGAAAGCUUUUUGGCUUGGGGUGGUAAGGCAGCAGAAUAAAUAACUACUGUGGUGCCCUGCCUGCAACCUUUUUGUUUUUGUGGAACUCUAAAGUGAUGUAUUUUGAUGAUCAAUUUUUUGGCGACGAGCUUCAAGCAAUUGCAAACCGAACUUCCUUUGUAAAUUCGUGUGUUUUAAAUUUCAUUGACUUCGUUAAACGCUUGUAACAAACAGAGGAGUAACCCAUUGUUAAUUUUGUUAUGGGACAUUGAAAGGAACAAGACAUUUGUAAAGAAAA
This is a messenger RNA of Benincasa hispida (wax gourd), 1793 nucleotides long. RefSeq names its product NAC (No Apical Meristem) domain transcriptional regulator superfamily protein (gene SOG1). Gene Ontology annotation, cellular component: nucleus. The record is from RefSeq and is a predicted model, not a curated record. NCBI's taxonomy places the organism in Eukaryota, Viridiplantae, Streptophyta, Magnoliopsida, Cucurbitales, Cucurbitaceae. Gene Ontology annotation, biological process: regulation of DNA-templated transcription. Gene Ontology annotation, molecular function: DNA-binding transcription factor activity; transcription cis-regulatory region binding.